AUGGCCAACGAGAUCAAUAUUGUGCCGCGCCAGCCAGACACCGGUCAGGCUAGGCCCAACGACCCGUUCAGCAAACAGUUUGCCCAGAAACUGGAAAACAAAGACAAUGAACUCGACCUCCGCGAUGAUAUCGUUAUCGAGAACAACAAAUUCGCCUUUACGCCGACACAGCUCCACCAACUCAUCACCGCGAGGAACCUGUCAGCGCUUCGUCGGUUUGGCGGUCUUCCUGGUCUUGCAGCGGGACUGCGAACAGAUCUAACCGCUGGUCUGAGUGUCGACGAACGAAGCCUCGAUGGGACGAUCUCUUUCGAAGAGGCAGUGACUGCCGGAAAGGCCCACCGUUCUGCCGAGAUCACGCCUCUUCCCCCCUCCUUACCACACGAACAUGGCUUCAAGCUUGACUUGGACCUCGGACAACACGAAAAAGAGGAUUUCGCCGACAGAAGGCGCAUAUAUGGCGAAAACAGACUACCAAAGCGGAAACAAAAGUCGUUCAUGAGGCUGGCAUGGAUCGCCUUUAACGAUAAGCUCAUGUUCCUCCUUACUAUCUCUGCUACGAUUUCGUUAGCGCUCGGAAUUUACGAAACGAUAGACGCAUCGGACGAUGAACCGAAUAUCCAAUGGGUUGAUGGUGUGACCGUGGUUGUCGCCAUCUUGGUCAUCGUCUUCGCAAGUGCUGCCACGGAUUGGCAAAAGAACGCCAGGUUCGCAAAGCUCAUCGAAAGAAAGGAACAACGCGACGUCAAGGUGAUUCGUUCGGGAAAGACGCAGAAUAUCUCAGUAUACGACGUACAGGUGGGGGACAUCAUGCAUAUCGAGACUGGUGAUGUUGUCGCCGUAGAUGGAGUCCUGGUACAGGGGUCGGGUAUCCAAGUGGACGAGUCUUCCCUCUCUGGCGAGUCUGAACUUGUGCACAAGAGUGUACCUAGCAACAGUGAUAUGAACAACCAGAAGGUUCAUAGGUCUUCGGCGACUGAUCCUUUCAUCCUCAGCGGUACCACGGUUUCCGGUGGCGUCGGCGCUUACCUGGUGACUUCCGUGGGGAGCAACUCGACCUAUGGCAGGACUUUGAUGUCGUUGAGAGAGGACGUUGAGGAAACGCCGCUCCAGCAGAAGCUGGGGAAGCUUGCGAAGCAGCUCAUCACUUUCGGUGCCAUUGCCGGUGUUAUAUUCUUCCUCAUCCUUUUCAUCCGUUUCCUGGCGGGGUUACGAACUAUGCAAGGGACACCGUCUGAGAAAGCCGAGACCUUCUUCAAGCUCCUCAUUCUCGCUGUUACUGUCGUCGUAAUCACAGUGCCGGAAGGUCUAGCUCUCGCUGUUACGCUUGCGCUCGCCUUUGCUACGACUAGGAUGUUGAAGGACAAAAACCUUGUCCGGUUGAUUCGUUCCUGUGAAAUUAUGGGCAAUGCCACGUGUAUUUGUUCUGACAAGACGGGAACUCUGACACAGAAUAACAUGACGGUCGUCAACGGAAGAAUCGGUCUGUCUGAGAGAUUUGGCGACGCACCAAAGAAUACAGCGGUAACUGAUGACAUUAAGAAAGAGCCGCACAUUGACGAUAUUGCAAGCCAGGAUACCACGAGAGUGCUCUUGGACUCAUUGAGUAGCGAUUUGAGGGAGUUGAUGAAGAACAGUAUCGCACUGAACUCAACCUCUUUCGAAAGCGACAACCCAAAAGAGCCUGGCUUCGUGGGAACUAGCACCGAGACGGCAUUGCUCAGGUUUGGGCGCGAGUUUCUCUCCAUGGGCCCACUGAGCGAAGAGAGAGCAAAUAACGAAAUCGCCGAUAUGUUCCCUUUCGAUGCAUCUCGCAAAUGGAUGGCCGUGAUGUCCAAGCUGCCCAAUGGCAACUUUCGGCUCUUGGUCAAGGGCGCCGCCGAGGUUGUCUUUGAACAAUGUACCAACAUCCUCGACGAACCAAAAAGAGGACUUUCGGUCCAAGUUGCGACAGACACAAUGCAAGACGACCUGCGAUCGACAAUUCGAGAAUAUGCCAAGCAGAUGCUUCGACCCAUUGCCAUAGCUUAUAAGGAUGUCAGUUCCACCCAGGCUUUCGAGAGUCUGGAUGACCCGGACUCAAUCAAGUUCGAGAAACACUUCAGCGACAUGACAUUCAUCGGCGUCUUUGGUAUUCGCGACCCUCUUAGACCCGAAGUCCUCGAUUCCGUGCGCCAAUGUCAAGAGGCUGGCGUCUUCGUGCGGAUGGUCACCGGCGACAACUUCCUUACUGCGAAGGCCAUCGCGUCCGAGUGCGGCAUCUACAGCCCUGGAGGACUGGCAAUGGAUGGGCCUACUUUCCGGAAACUUACACCUGCGCAGCUGGAUUUAGUUAUCCCUCGGCUUCAGUUGUUGGCGAGAUCUAGUCCGGAAGAUAAGCUGCUGCUUGUCUCUCAUCUUAAGGGAAUGGGAGAGACUGUUGCCGUCACUGGGGAUGGCACCAACGACGCUUUGGCCCUCAAAGCUGCAGACGUCGGUUUCGCUAUGGGCAUUCAGGGCACAGAAGUUGCUAAAGAGGCUGCCUCUAUCAUCUUGCUUGACGACAACUUCGCUUCGAUCGUAAAAGCUCUCGUAUGGGGUCGAACGGUCAAUACCGCCGUGAAGAAGUUUCUUCAGUUUCAAUUCACCAUCAACAUCACGGCUGGUACUUUGACAGUCGUAUCGGAAUUGGCGGGCGAUUCAAUCUUCACCGUCGUACAGCUUCUCUGGAUCAACCUCAUUAUGGACAUUUUCGCCUCGCUUGGGCUGGCAACAGAUUACCCGUCGCCAGACUUCCUGAAAAGAAGACCCGAACCACGAAGCGCCCCUAUCGUCAACAUCACGAUGUGGAAGAUGAUCCUUGGGCAAGCAAUCUACCAACUAGCGGUGAUGUUCACCCUGCAUUAUGCGGGGGAUGGCUUGUUCAAACCCGUUACAAAAGCAGAUCGCGAGGCACUACAGACAAUGGUCUUCAAUAUAUACGUCUGGAUGCAAUUCUUCAAUCAGCACAAUUGCCGUCGUGUAGACAACAGACUCAAUAUCUGGUACCAGGGCGUUCUGCGCAACCCAUGGUUCCUCGGCGUGCAAUGCAUGACUGUUGCCGGGCAGAUGGUUAUCAUCUGGAAAGGUGGCCAAGCGUUUGAUACCCGGCCUCUCAGUGGGCAGCAAUGGGGAUGGUCGAUGCUCUUCGGCGUAUUGGUGAUACCCCUUGGCGCUGUAAUACGACAAGUCCCAGACGCUUAUGUUUACGCCUUCUUUCAAGCUGUUAAGAAAGCUUUUUUUACUUCCCUGCGUGGAAUUUCUAAGCCCUUCCCGUCAAAAUGGCGGAAGAAAGCCGAGGAGGAAGUUGAUGACAUGGGUGCUGCCGAGAGCUGGGUCCUACAAACGGGCGCAGCGCUUUUGAGGCCAAUGAACUAUGAAUGGGGCACCUCAACGCCGCCGCCUGGCUCAAAACUCGCUGGUCGGGUUUCAAGUAUCCCGGCAGCGCAGAGAGAGGCGUUGAUCCGCGCUGCAAAGACUGGCACUGGAGACAACGAGAUUGACGUGCCUGCGAUGAUCGAGGUUGCGCGGUAUGCCAAGGUGGAGUUGUCAUACGGAAUCGAGGUUCAUCCUGAGACCUCGAAGGAGGAUCCGAUUUUGCUUACUUCGAUCGGUGUCGAUGGGAAGAAGUGCCCGCCGAGCCAGGACCCGGAGAUCUUGCGUUAUUUGCAUCGGCCGUCAUAG
Messenger RNA from Colletotrichum spaethianum, 3702 nucleotides. RefSeq names its product calcium-transporting ATPase 2. The record is from RefSeq and is a predicted model, not a curated record. Gene Ontology annotation, cellular component: membrane; intracellular membrane-bounded organelle. Gene Ontology annotation, molecular function: ATP binding; ATP hydrolysis activity; P-type calcium transporter activity. Gene Ontology annotation, biological process: calcium ion transmembrane transport; intracellular calcium ion homeostasis. Lineage: Eukaryota; Fungi; Ascomycota; Sordariomycetes; Glomerellales; Glomerellaceae. The coding region runs from base 1 to 3702 and encodes 1233 amino acids. The transcript is spliced from 2 exons.